Molecule: messenger RNA, 1921 nt
Organism: Atta colombica
Lineage: Eukaryota; Metazoa; Arthropoda; Insecta; Hymenoptera; Formicidae
Exons: 6
Coding region: 953-1921 (322 amino acids)
Source: RefSeq, a predicted model, not a curated record
AGCCGCCGAAAGGAUGCGCGCGAGGUUAGAUAUGUGGUGGAGAUGGUGAGUGCGAUCACGGUGGGGGAUGGAAGACAGAUAAACGGGGCGACCGAGGGGGUGGUAGAGUUGGAUAGAAAGUGGGAUAGAGAGAAAUCCGAAGGAUGGAUGGGCGCGCGAUCGUUUGCCGUGCGAAAGGGAGAAAGGAAGAGGGAGUGACGGCGACACGCCGCGUGAAGGACGGAGGGAGCGAUGGAAAAACUGUAAUAGUGAGUGAGUCAGAAGACAACUACAGCGAUAGAGGGCUACAUAAAAGAGAAAGAAGUUUUCGUGUGAGUGCGGAUGCGGGAAUAAGAGGGUGAGAGAGAAAAGAGGGAAGAGAAGAGGGGCGGAUUGAUAUCGCCGAAAGAGAAGGUAGACGGGUGAAGGGAUGAACGAGGGGGCAGGGUAUGAGCGAGAACAUGGAUGGAAGAACGCAGGAUAAACGGAGAUAUGGGACGGGAGAGAGAGACUGACUAACUGACUGUGCCCGGUUAGGGGGUGAAGGGAAUAAGGAUUCUGUGCGCGGGCGCGAAGCUGGCGCAAACUCUUCGUGCAGCAUCCCUCGUCAGUUGCAAGUCAGGAACUAUCGCGGCCGCGUGGCGCCCGCGCUGUGUCGCCAGUCUUGCCGAUUUCAAACGCUUACGCGAUUCCGGCUGAUCGAUGCGCGAACGGUACUAAAAAAAAAAAAAAAAAAAAAAAAAUUAUCAAGUUGUCAAUCUAUCCGUGAAUUCUCCGCUCUUGCGUUCGCCCGAUGUUGUCGCGCGUCCGCGCAUUUCCGCGCUUCCGUUCGCGCGAAUAGAUCCUCUUCCAUUUUUUAUGGGAAACCGCGAAAACAAGAACGCCGUGAUACCAAUCGGCGAGCGAGGAUAUAUGUAGACAAAAAGCGCGACGUGCGCGCGUUACAGUGACACAGAAGAUCCUUCACGGCAGAAUGGAUAAAGACUUUCGUCGGAAGUAUAAAAAAAUGCGAUAUGGUCUGCUCCACCUGCUGCUGAUAGUGGGGGGUGCAACAGGUUUGAAAGAUUUGACGAUAAAUGUUCCGAAAAUGGUGAGAUCAGGUGAAUCCGUAACAUUGUCAUGCCAUUACGACCUAGAAGGCUUAGCAUUGUACACAAUACAAUGGUUUUUCAAUGAUCGAGAAUUUUAUCGCUUCAUACCAGACCGGAAACCACCACCACCUUACAGUAUUUUCGACGUGGAUGGUAUACAAGUUAACGUCUCCAAAUCGAACUCGCACGACGUAACAUUGGUGAACGUGGCCAGAGAGCUCACUGGGACUUACAAGUGUGAAGUGUCCGCAGGCAGCCCUUCUUAUCACACUGGGAUCCAAAGGGCCAAGAUGGAAGUAGUUGACGCCCCAAAAACGGAUCCUACGAUUCGUACCGAGAAGGAGCGCAUAGCAGUAGGCGAGAUGUUACGGGCGAACUGCACUUCAGGCAAAUCCCGCCCCGCUCCUGACGUUACGUGGAAGCUCAACAGUGACGCUAUCCCGAAGGACAAUGGACUAUACAAAAUACGACAUUUCCAAACUUCUCACGAUAACGUGACACAAUCUAUAACAUCAUUGAUCGAGUUUAGAGUGAUAAACAGUAUGUUUCGCAAAGGAUACUUACACCUGCGCUGCACGGUCUUCAUUUCAGACGUUUAUCGAAAAUCGACAGACAUGAACAUCUCUGAGGACACACCACGUAUCGCAUCGAUCACCGGCGAAUCACCACCGUUUGGUCAUCGAGCGAACGGAUGCGCCGGACAGAAUUGGCCCUGGAAUGGUAAUAGCGGCGCGGCGAUAAUAAUGGCUCUCAUGACGGCUACCUUGUUCCUGAUGAUGACAUCGCUGACGAUGACGGUACCCCCGAUAACGAAUGUACUACCGAGAUGCGAGCCGACAAUCAGCAGGUAG